GUGGAGGGAGGGGGCAAGAUGGCGGCGCCCGUCCUGCUGCGAGUGUCGGUGCCGCGCUGGGAGCGGGUGGCCCGCUCGGCGGUGUGCGCGGCCGGCAUCCUGCUCUCGCUCUACGCCUGGCACCUGGAGCGCGAAAAGGGCCGCGACGCCCGCUACCAGGCGCUGUGCGACCUCGGCGAGCGCGUCCGCUGCUCCGCCGCCAUCGCCUCCAGAUGGGGUCGAGGAUUUGGUCUGUUGGGUUCCAUCUUUGGAAAGGACAGUGCAAUAAAUCAGCCAAACAGUGUCUAUGGACUUUUAUUUUAUAUACUACAGUUGUUACUUGGUAUGACAGCAAGUGCAGUAGCAGCUCUAAUCCUCAUGACAUCCUCCAUAGUGUCUGUAGUAGGGUCUUUAUACUUGGCAUACAUUCUGUACUUCGUGCUGAAGGAAUUUUGCAUUGUCUGCGUCAUCACAUAUUUGCUGAACUUCAUUCUCUUUAUCAUCAACUACAAACGACUAGUUUACUUGAAUGAGGCCUGGAAACGGCAGCUCCAACCUAAACAGGAAUAACACUUGUUUGAACUUUUGACUGACAGUCUGAAGACCUGACUUCCAUUAAGUUUAUUUUGCAGUAAUUUUUUUAUUCAUAUCAGACACUUCCCCCUCCCCACCACAGAAUCAUAACUGAGUUUUUUAAUUACUGUAAAUUGGAAGGGGCCCUAGAUAAUUUCUGUGCUAAUCUUCAAUUUAAAGAUGGUUGCAAAACAUGAAAGCUCAAAUACAAUCAAAGACAAGCUUUAACUUUACUUUGAGGAAGUUUCUUAGCCACAAAAUGUAGAUUUUCCACCCCCUCCACUUGUAAAGUGGGUUACACUUGGUAGAAGACUAUCCUUUGUGUAUAAAUUCAGUUUCAGAUAUAACAAGAUGUGAUCAUGACACUUAAAUAUUCUAGAAUAGAGGUACUGUAUUUAAUGUUGCCAUGUUUACAGUAUGUGCAUUAUUACAUUUUUAGCUGAUGGACUUGACACACACAUUUGACUAGAACAAUUGUACUGUAAAUAAAACUAGAAAUAUUGGAACCAUCCCUGCAGAACUGUCAUUGUACAGUCAGGUUUGUUAGCAUAGCAACUUGGAGAAUAUUCAACCUUAUAGUUGAUUGGAAUAAUGGAAGGAUUAAGCCAAUGUAGAAAACAUCUUACGAGAAAUGCUAGUAGUAGUGAGUGCAGCAACAGAAGUGGACGUUCAGUUUUCUGUUCCCUUUUUUGGUCCCCAUUAACGAAAAUGGAGUUGUGAUGGCUAUUAUGCGUGCUCUGUAAUAACCUGCCGUUGGAUAUUAAUGCAAGGGGGUGGGAGGGGUGAGAUGCUGAAAUUGGAGGGAACUCUUAAAAUGGUUGAAUUUUUAUUCUGAUCUGCAUUUUAGUUCUGAACAGGUGUUAAAGCCAAACAGUGUUACCAAUAUUCAUCUGGCAUUAUGCUGAGAGCUGCAUAAUGAAAUUGCAAUUUGUAGUGGACUCGUGACCUACUGGAUUAGCCAGGUAGUACACUGAACAAGCAGACACUUGGGUGAUCUUGUCCAGGAUCUUUGGUCGGUGCUAUAUUUAGAAAUGAACUUUAGGACUGACACGUAUUGCCCUUCUAAGGGGCCUUAUCUGUAAAGCGGGGUAAGUAGGUAAAUGUGCUCUUGAGAAUGAAAUGGCUCUUUCAUUGCUCUUUCAAAAACGAAACAAAACACACACAUUUUAAUUUUUUAAACUGCAAAUCUAAACCGACGCAAACAAUCUCAAAAGAUGUUUCUACACUUGCUGUCCUAGAAUGGAAUGAUAAAAGUGCCUUCUGUCUUAAAAUAUUAAACCAAAUAGUUUGUGUGUUAAACUUGGCAGGCAGAAGUGUCCUUGCUUUUUAAAAAAAGAAAAAAAGAAAAAAAAGAACUAAAACCUCCCACAAACCUUAUGGUACGCGAAAGAAUAUUUAGCGGUCUAUUUUAGCCCUUAGACUGAGAAGUGGUAGCAAUAUUAUUGGUUCCUGUUCACUUAAGUUGAUGUGUUACAAUGUUGGGGGAAGUAAUCUGAUUUUUUUUUUAAACUGCAAAUUAAGUUAAAAAUGCUGAAAUUUCUAACUUUAUCUCCAAGACCUGGAGAUUGGGGUUCUAGUAAAAUUAAUGUUGUGCUUUUGCUGCCCUCAUGUCAAACAGCUUCUAUAUCUGAACAAUUUAAACGCCCGAUUCCUUCUUUAAGAGAUUUGGGUCAAUCCAAGUUUACUUUACGGGACACUUUUGUAUGUAGAACUGCAAACGUGGAUUAUAAACACUAAGAAGCUGGAAAAGGCGAUAAAUGUGGCGUGAAACUUACGGUUUUAAUAGCGACAGUAGAAAUCUGGGAUAAAUUCACGCAGAACUUAAAACUACUACUGAGUUAACUUUCUAUGCAGGAUGUAGGUGGAAAUUCCUUGUGUACAGAGCUCUGUGGUAUGAGUAACGUCUCUUGCUGAUAACACUAAAAAGCAAAAACCUUGUCCCUCUUGUCUAACAAUUCUGAGUGACUGUUUAUUAAAUGUGUUUAGUAUUGACCAGAGUACAGUUAAAGCUUGUCUUGAUGUUAAGUUCUCUCUCAAAUGCCUUGAACUUUGAUGUGAGGGGAUGUGAACAAUGUUAAAUUGGGUCCCUUGAGGCUUUACCCUCUCUGUGCUUGAGCCUGGGGGUAGGACCACUGUCUAAUGUAUUGUACAGAUUUAUUUUGAUACAUUCCUAUGAUCUACUAUAGUAAGGCAUCUUUUCAUCCAGGGAAGAGGUGAACAUGUGCUGCCUGAAAUGGUUAGUCACAGUGCUAAUAUCUCAGAAAAAGCAGCAGUGGAGACAAGUAUAAUCAAUGAUUAUUUGGUCUGAUUCCAGGCUUAAUUAAAAAAAAAAAAAAUGACUGAAAGUAUAGGUGUUGACUAACUUCACUGUGUCUUUGUGCUUGUCUGUGUGGGCAUAGCCUGUUACUUCGAAGUUUGUUUAGCAAAAUAGUCUAGGGCCAGAUUUUCGAAAGUCGCACCUGUAGCUUACGUGCGCACGUGUAGGGAACCAAAUGCAAAUUGGGUUUGGUCUCCGGAAACUUGCAGCUAGAAAUCUCGUGCCUGCUUUUGCAAAUCUGACCCUAAAUUGUAAACCCUCUCUUUUGUCUUGUGCGUCUCUCUGUGUUACUUUAUAUUUCAGACCAGAAUGGGAGCGACUUUUGCAAGAAAUGACCCCUCUUCUUGUUUCCCUUUUGUGCUAGAGAAUAUGCAUUUUGUGUGAACAAAGGGCAAAGUAAUUAGGUUAGUGGUAGAAAUUUGGACCCUUUUGCUUCCAGUACUUGACCUCUCUCCUCACUGCUGUCAGUGUAGAAAUGGCAGUUUUCUACCGGUAAAACAGCUCAGGUUAAUUAGCAAUGUGCCAGAAAUCAUACUGCUUCAUGUAGGCCCACUCCAAGCAGAAGGAGCAUGUCAUGCCAAAUGUACUACGGGGUGCUAAUUUGACCUUUUGUGAAAACCUUGGGGUAUAAUAAAGGCUGAAUGCCAGUAAAGAGCAUCCUGUCCUGGGGGGAGUGGGAAGGGGCCUGGAUCUGAACUGUGGCUUCAGCACUUGUGAAGCUUUAAAUGAAAAGCUUUGUUUCCAAAGCACGCAGAAAAAGGUCCAAAAUUUGGACUCCUGCCACUUCAAGUUUUGAGGUGAGGAGUGGUUCUAAUAAGGGAGAGAGUCAAAUCCCAGACUUGUUUAGGAAAUGAAAAUUCCUACGAACUUCUUACUGUAAGAUAUUUGCUACUCUGAGGCCAGUGAAACAUUCCCCACCUUAGAUAUGGGAGGUGAGAAACUUCCAUGUGCUGUCGUACUCGUCUUCUGCUGUAGAGUCUCUGAUAAGGUCUUGAUUGGUCAAAAAAAAAGGCUGGUUAGGUGCUUCAGGCAGCACUUGUGGCUCUUAAUUUGUAUGGACUAAACAAGUACAAAUCUGAUAAAAACUUCAGUUCAGCCAAUGUUGUUUAAAUAUGACCUAGACAAAACUGGUCCAGAAAAGGUGAAGUAUUCUGUUACUGUAAACCUGUGUUAAGCAUGGCCUAAAUAUUAGGUGUUCGUUCUGUAUAGUAUGUUCCAUCAUAUUUAUUACUAGUGCUUUCAACUCCAGAGUAAACAUCCAUUUUAAAGUGGAGUCCUUGGGCAGAUGUUCCUUUUAUCCAUACAGGGUGAGAAUUCUACAUCCAAGGUUUAGGAAACAAUUUUGCUAACAGGUAAAGACCAAUGUAAAUAUGUAAGAAUGUUUAUUUGUUGCACAUAACUUUUUGGUAUAAAAAAAUAAAUGUAGAAAUUACCUGUGGACGUCUUGCUGCGAUCAUUCUUACGCUGCAGUAGUGCAGUUCAAAGAGCUUGAAUGAACCCAAUCAGAGGCCUUUUUGGACUCAGUCUGAGCCUUAGAAACUGUUUUUAAAACCUGUUCUGUAAUCUUGUUUCUAGAAAUGUACUAAGUUGCGAUAUAUAUUUUUUUUUUCUUUU
Gavialis gangeticus (Gharial) is the source of this 4483-nucleotide messenger RNA. It is a transcript of the gene VKORC1L1, whose product is annotated as vitamin K epoxide reductase complex subunit 1 like 1. Lineage: Eukaryota; Metazoa; Chordata; Crocodylia; Gavialidae. The transcript is spliced from 3 exons. The record is from RefSeq and is a predicted model, not a curated record. Gene Ontology annotation, biological process: vitamin K metabolic process; peptidyl-glutamic acid carboxylation. Bases 19 to 549 code for a protein of 176 amino acids. Gene Ontology annotation, molecular function: vitamin-K-epoxide reductase (warfarin-sensitive) activity.